UCGCGCUCCCAACUGUCUCCUAGCCAAGCCAACUGUCAUUAUUUGGGCGACCAUCCAGGACACCUAGCCAUGCUGUGCUUUCUGCUUCUGCUCACAGGGCUCGUCGGGAUCCAGACAGACUACAAUUCUGAAAGACUACGUGUGCAAAUUAUGAUUCCAAAGAAAAUAAGGUCUAUGACAACUGGAGGAGUUGAAUCACAUCUAUCCUACAACAUUACAAUUGAUGGGAAAAUAUACACCCUGAACUUAAUGCAAAAAACAUUUUUACCUCACAAUUUUAGAGUUUAUGCUUAUAAUGGCUCAGGAAGUAAGAAACCUUUUGAACAACAGUUUCAGAAUUUUUGCCAUUACCAAGGUUAUAUUGAAGGUUACCCAAAUUCUAUGGUCAUCAUUAGCACAUGUACUGGACUCAGGGGCUUACUGCAGUUUGAAAAUGUAAGUUAUGGAAUUGAGCCCUUGGAACCUUCAAUCGGUUUUGAACAUGUGAUUUAUCAAAUAAAACAUAAGAGUGAAGGUAUUUCUUUAUAUACUGAGGAAGAUUUUGAGCCAAGAGAUAUGCCCUAUAAAAUACAAAGUGUAGAGACACAGUUCUCUCAGUACAUAGAAAUGCAUAUUGUAGUUGAAAAAAAUUUGUAUAAUCAUAUGGGCUCUGAUACAGAUACUGUCAGUCAGAAAAUUUUCCAGUUGAUUGGAUUGACCAAUGCUAUUUUUACUUCAUUUAAUAUUACAAUAAUUCUAUCUUCAUUAGAACUUUGGAUAGAUGCAAAUAAAAUUCCAGUAACUGGAGAUGCUAAUGAAUUAUUACACCGAUUUUUAAAAUGGAAAAGAUCUUAUCUUGUUUUACGUCCACAUGAUAUGGCAUUUUUAUUUGUUUACAGAGAAAAACCAGAUUAUGUUGGUGCAACCUUUCAAGGGAAGAUGUGUGAUGGACAGUAUGGAGGAGGUGUUGCUCUGCACCCCAAAACCAUAAGUCUGGAAGCACUUGCAGUUAUUCUAGCUCAAUUAUUGAGUUUAAGUAUGGGAAUAGCUUAUGAUGACAUUAACAAAUGUCAAUGCUCAGGAACUGUCUGCAUAAUGAACCCAGAAGCAAUUCAUUCCAGUGGUGUGAAGAGCUUUAGUAACUGCAGCAUGGAAGAUUUUGCACAUUUUAUUUCAAAGUCAAAGUCCCAGUGUCUUCAAAAUCAUCCACGCUUAGAUCCAUCAUACAAAAGCUCAGUUUGUGGCAAUGGAGAAGUUGAAGAAGGAGAACAGUGUGACUGUGGGAGUCAGGAGAAUUGUCAGAAGGAGGGAAACAAGUGUUGUGAAGCUGCAUCAUGUACACUUAAGAGUGGAACAGAUUGUGAUGCUGGAAUAUGCUGUGAUGAUUGUAAAUUUGCAAAUUCAAAAAAAAUGUGUCGAGCUAUCCUCGAUGAUUGUGACCUUCCUGAAUAUUGCAAUGGAACAUCCGCGGUAUGCCAAACUAACUAUUAUAUUCAGAACGGCGUUUCAUGCAAAAAUCAGUGGCUCUGUAUGAAUGGAAGAUGUAUAGAUGGGCUAAAACAAUGUACGGAUUUAUAUGGUGAAGAUGCACAGUUUGGUACUCCAGAAUGUUUUACUUUCCUUAAUUCUAAGGCAGAUGUAUCUGGGCACUGUGGCUCAGACGCCUCAGGAUACAAGAAGUGUGACCCUGCGAACGUGAUGUGUGGAAAAUUAAUCUGUAUAUAUGAUAAAGAAAUUAUAUUAAGUAUUAAAGAUGUGACUACUAUCUAUGCCAACAUAAAUAACCACAUCUGCAUUACGAUGGAUUAUAAAUAUGAUACAGAAGAUUAUAAUAAUAUGUGGGUAAAAGAUGGAACUGUUUGUGGUGAAAAUAAGAUUUGUAAGAAUAAGGAAUGUGUAGAUAAUGAAUACUUGUCACAACUGUGUCCUGCAGAUAAAUGUAAAGGUCAUGGUGUCUGCAAUAACAAUAACAACUGUCACUGCGAGUCCACAUAUUUACCUCCAGAUUGCGAAAAAGAAGAUGCUUCAUAUCCUGGUGGAAGUGUUGACAGUGGAAAUUUUCCGCAAACUAAAGACCAGUCAAUCACUGAUCGAUACAUUGAGAAUGUUUACCAUUCUAGACGCCCAAGAUGGCCAUAUUACUUACUCAUUCCUUUUUUUAUUGUUCUCUGCUUACUGAUUGCUAAAUUGGUAAAAGUUUAUUUCCAACGAAAGAAAUGGAGAACUGAGGAGUACACAAGCGAUGAGCAACUUGAAAGUGAGAGUGAACCCAAAGAAUAACCUGGAGAAGAGAGAAUUCUUGAAUUACAUGACAUCACAAGUAAUUAUCUUCAAUGGAUAAGAAAAAUGAAAAAGAAAAAGUACAUGUAGUGUCUUAUUGCUUGAGAUACUAAAUAUGAAUUUUAUGGUUUAAAACUGAUAAGAAAAUAAUCAAAAUUUAUAUAUAAUGCAAUAUAAAAGAUAUAUAAAGCAACAGACAACUUCUUUGAACAAAAGAUAUUACAUAUUUCCUAUUUUUAAAGUUCUCUCACACUAAUUCUAUUAGUAGGCAUGAAAUAUGAAAGGUUAUAAUAAAUGCAAUAUAUGAUUAAAGACCACUGCUUUGUUUUUAAUUGCAAUUGUGUGUAGUUAUGUUAUAAUCUCAUAGCAAUAAAAUUACAAUGAUCCUAAG
This is a messenger RNA of Talpa occidentalis (Iberian mole), 2650 nucleotides long. It is a transcript of the gene ADAM2, whose product is annotated as ADAM metallopeptidase domain 2. Gene Ontology annotation, cellular component: plasma membrane. Gene Ontology annotation, biological process: proteolysis; cell adhesion; binding of sperm to zona pellucida. The record is from RefSeq and is a predicted model, not a curated record. Bases 70 to 2259 code for a protein of 729 amino acids. The transcript is spliced from 21 exons. Gene Ontology annotation, molecular function: metalloendopeptidase activity. Lineage: Eukaryota; Metazoa; Chordata; Mammalia; Eulipotyphla; Talpidae.